AUGGUCCGCAACAUCCUUCUCUUCUCGGGCUCCUCCCACCCCCAGCUCACUGAGCAAAUCUGUACACACCUGGGUAUCCCACCUGCCAAAAUCCACCUCUCCAAGUUCAGCGUGGGCGAGACCCGCGUUGAGGUCGGCGAGAGUGUGCGCGGCAAGGACGUCUUCAUCGUCCAGUCGGCAUGCUCUACCAAACAUAGUGGCGGCAGUGGCAUGUCCCUGAACGAUGGCCUCAUGGAGCUCCUCAUCACCAUCUCCGCAUGCAAGACCGCCAGCGCGAAGCGAGUCACCGCGGUCCUCCCGCUCUUUCCGUACUCGCGCCAGAGCGAUCUGCCCUAUAACAAGGUCGGCGCACCGCUCGCACGUAUGCCCGCCAAGGCCGCAGACGACAAGUUCACGUUCGAGUCGAGACCUACUACGCCGGGCCCCAGCAGCCAGCCUAAAGAUGAGAGAUUGGAGAAGAAGCUGAAUGGUCUGCGCGUGAAUGGAGAGUUGAAGAUGCCGCGCAGGAAGGACACUUUGGAAAGCGUGACGUCAGACGCCUCUGUCGAGUCGGCACAGAAUGGAGCGCCUACUUCUGCACCAACCUCCGCCGGUCCAAAUCCAAGCCAUGUCGGAGCGCCUCCUGAGUUCAAGCCACAGCGUGGAUACAAGCAAUGGGUAGCUCAGGCCGGUACACUCAUUGCGGACCUUCUGACCUGCGCUGGCGCAGAUCACAUCAUCACUAUGGAUCUUCACGACCCGCAAUACCAGGGCUUCUUCGACAUUCCCGUGGAUAAUCUCUACGGACGACACAUGCUGAAGCGGUAUAUUACUCACGAGAUCUUGCCAAAGGAGGGCGGUGCAGACAACUGUGUCAUUGUCAGUCCAGACGCCGGAGGUGCAAAGCGGGCAACGAGCAUCGCAGAUUCGCUAGGAAUGGAAUUUGCGCUGAUUCAUAAGGUAAGCUGAAGCCGCCGAUGUCGUGCGAGUGAAAAUCACUCUGCACGACAUUGCUGUACAUUAGGAUUCCUGACCGGUUCUCUUGCAGGAGCGUCGCAACCCUGCUCGGCAGGACAGCUCUGGCCCACAACCCAGCAGUGCGCUAUUAUUGGUAGGGCAAGUUUCAGGCAGGACUUGUAUCCUGGUAGAUGAUCUGGCCGACACAUCCAACACCAUCACCAGAGCUGCCAAGCUUCUAAAGAAAGAAGGCGCCGAGAAGGUGUAUGCUCUCGUUACUCACGGCGUUCUCAGCGGAGACGGUGUCGAACGGAUCUUCCAUUCGGGUCUGGACAAGGUCAUCGUCACCAACUCCGUGCCUCAAGAGGAGCACGUGAGGAAAAUGGACGAGCUCGCAGCACAUUACGGUAAGCCUCCUGGCAAGCUCGAAGUUCUGGAGGUCGCGGGCGUCUUUGCCGAAGCCAUUCGCCGCGUCCACCAUGGAGAGAGUAUCUCCGUGCUCUUCCAGUACGACUAG
Messenger RNA from Lecanosticta acicola, 1453 nucleotides. Lineage: Eukaryota; Fungi; Ascomycota; Dothideomycetes; Mycosphaerellales; Mycosphaerellaceae. The record is from the annotation of a GenBank genome assembly.